Sordaria macrospora k-hell is the source of this 1242-nucleotide messenger RNA. RefSeq lists its product as uncharacterized. Lineage: Eukaryota; Fungi; Ascomycota; Sordariomycetes; Sordariales; Sordariaceae. The record is from RefSeq and is a predicted model, not a curated record.
AUGUCCAUCGCAGGCUUCCCCUACCCCUUCGUCACCGGCGGUCCCGCCUACCGCUCCAAGGUGCUAGUUCCAUCCGAAGAGAUGGACGCUAGAAACUCACGAGAGCCGGAUUCACACACCAACCUGAUCGGUUCCGACUCCGGCUCCGGCUCCGGCUUCGGUGCCGCGGCUGCUCCGGUCAUGGUGAAAGCCGCUGAACUAGGCGCUCCCUUCCUUCGUCUACGGGGCAUAUCAUCCGCUCAUCUCCCGCCCUCCGCCGGUCCUCAAGAAGAGUUGAUCCCCUUUCUGGCUACCCUCUUGAGGGAGUCAGUCCCCUUUAUCGAUUCCGUGGCGCCCAAGUCGGCCAAGAGACCUCAACCUAGUACCGAUCUUGGCACCGCAAAAAGCGAAUGGAAACCACUGAAGACAAAGUCAUCAAAGGUAGACAAUGAUGGCAGCACGACAGUAUCUCUCUACGAACGCACCCUCUCUGCGCCUGAACUGCGCGCCAUUGAGCGUUCAGCCGGCAUGGCAACCAGCAACACCGACGACUCGGAGACGUGGGCUUGUCGGCGCAGCGUGCACCGCGACUCAAACGUUCCGAGGGAUGGGUCAGCCAGCUGGGGAGAGUUCGUCACUUGCUUCAAGGACAAGCAUGUUGAGUGCGAGGAGGCGUUUACACCGAGUAUUGUGGGGACAAGGAUGUUGCGGGACUACGAUGUUUCUGGCUUACAAGUGGAUGAUGAGCACGGGGAUAGGUAUGGAAGCUUUAAGAUGAAAGUGGUGGAGGCGAGACACAAGAUUGGGGUUAAGCCGUUGCUCAAGGACCGGGCGUUUACGGUGUUGCAGGUUACUUGUUCGCUACUUCCUCCGGGACGUGGAAGUGCCGCCGGUGUGGGGAGCAAGUGUGAAGACAGCAGCGAGAUUUUGGUCAUGAAUAUCCCGGUGUCGGACGUUGAGAGCCUUGCCACUACUACCACUUCUUCGGUCGAAGGCAAGACCGGCAACAAGGAAGACCCGUUUCGAAAGGAUGCUGUAAAGGGAUCGUUUGUCAGUGUCGAGCGAAUCAGGAAACUACCGACAACAGAGAAUGACGGCCAAGCACAGAUCGAGUGGAUUAUGGCCACGGCCUCUGACGCUCGAGGCUCGCUUCCUGGAUGGGUACAGACCAUGGCGGUACCGGGACAGAUAGCCAAAGAUGUGACGCUGUUCCUUGGAUGGGUUGCAAAGGAGAGGGAAAACAAGGGGGGAUUGGUGGCGUGA